AUGAUCGAAAAGUGGAAGAAGAACGAGGAAAAUCCUAAGUUCAAGGUUCGCCAGCACAACCGUUGCAAGAUCUGCGGUCGUCCUCAUGGUUACAUCCGCUUGAUACAGCUUCGUCUUAUCAAGGAAACGAUACGAGUAAUUAUGGAGAAGCCAGCGGAUAAGGAUGGUGUAUCUUCAUUCCAGGCAUUGAUGGUGUCUACAGCAUCUCGUGUAGGUACUGGCAAUAUCGUAGGUGUUGCAUCUGCUAUCUGCCUUGGUGGCUUCGGUGCUAUCUUCUGGAUGUGGUCAACCUUCUCACCAUAUUCUUUCUACAAUCCAGAUGUAACUCCAUCUGUUAUCGGUGCUGUUUUGGCAGUGCUGGUAGGCUGGUGUCUGUUCGGUGGUGGCAAGCGAGUAGUUAAAACUGCAUCUAUCCUUGUACCUUUCAUGGGUUUGCUGUAUGUAGUAGUAUCUGCUAUUGUUGUGAUUCUUCACGUGGAUAUGCUGCCACAGGUAUUUGCUCAGAUAUUCAAUGAAGCCUUUGAUUUGGAGGCUAUCUUCGGUGGUUUCACUGGCUCCUGUGUAAUGUUCGGUAUCAAGCGUGGUCUGUACAGUAACGAGGCCGGUGUAGGUUCUGCUCCAAAUGCAGCAGCAGCGGCAGAUGUAACCCACCCAGUAAAGCAGGGGUUAGUGCAGAUGUUCUCAGUAUUUAUUGAUACCAUGCUUCUGUGUACUGCGACAGCAUUUGUAUGUAUGACCUCUGGUAUCACAACCAAUCCAGAUAUGGCAGGUGCACCUUAUGUUCAGGCAGCAUUGGCAGAAACUCUCGGUGAUGCAGCAUUGUACUAUCUCACCAUUGCCAUGAUACUGUUUGCGUUCACUACUCUGCUGGGUAACUUAUUCUAUGUAGAUAACUGUCUGGCAUAUAUACUGGGACAUGAGCCAAGCAAGGCGUUUAUGACUGUAUAUCGCAUUAUCGCAUGUAUAGUUAUCUUUGUAGGUGCUGGUGCAAAAAUGGGGUUGCUGUGGGAUAUCGCAGACGUUACCAUGGGCUUCAUGGCAAUUAUAAACAUUCCCUACUAUCAUUAUAUUGGGUGGUACUGCUAUCAAGGCACUUGA
Molecule: messenger RNA, 1098 nt
Organism: Cylicocyclus nassatus
Lineage: Eukaryota; Metazoa; Nematoda; Chromadorea; Rhabditida; Strongylidae
Source: the annotation of a GenBank genome assembly